Molecule: messenger RNA, 2827 nt
Organism: Centropristis striata (black sea bass)
Lineage: Eukaryota; Metazoa; Chordata; Actinopteri; Perciformes; Serranidae
Gene: cpz
Product: carboxypeptidase Z
Exons: 13
Coding region: 124-2121 (665 amino acids)
Biological process (GO): proteolysis
Molecular function (GO): protein binding; metallocarboxypeptidase activity; zinc ion binding
Source: RefSeq, a predicted model, not a curated record
UCCGCGCAGACAAAGGAAGGAGGUUUCCGAGCAGUGGGAGGUAAUUAUCUUCCAGCCCAGACAACGGAAAAGUUACAGCUUCAAACACUGCCACAUCACACACCACUGUUACUGCACUCCAACAUGCAUUUAGAAGUUUUGCUGCUGUUGUUUCUGUCCUGGACGAAAAGUUGUUGGUGCGCCCCGCAGCAGACGUGCCAUCCAGGAGACGAGCUUUUAGGAAGAUGCAGCAGCAACGCGUUGGGAGACAAACCCACCUGUACCGAGCUGAACCUGGGCUACUGUAAUGAUAUGGAGUACUCCAGGACGAUAUUCCCCAACAUCCUCGGCCACCGGAGUCGUGUGGAUGCAGAGUCGGGGGCAGAGUACCUCCUCCUGAGUGUCAUCCACGGCCUGCUGAACGGGGAGUGCUCCCCUGAGAUUCGCCUGUUAGGCUGCUCGGUGCUGGCCUCGCCCUGCAAGGACGACAAGAUGAUCAAACCCUGCCGCAGCACCUGUGACACGCUGAGGAGGGACUGCGCCCACGCCUUUGAAGCCAUCGAGAUGGCCUGGCCCUACUUCCUAGAUUGUGACCGCUUCUUUGCCAGCGACCGGGAGGGUUGCUUCGACCCUCUGGCAGGGCUGAAAGCCAGACAGGAGGUAGAAAUGUCCAGCCUCUCUCCUGAAGAGCCCAGCACCAUCAUCCAGUUCACCUACACCACCAACUCCCAGAUGUACAGCUUGCUGAAGAGAACGGCAGCCAAGUGCUCCCACAUCUCUCAUGUCUACAGUAUUGGACGCAGCACGGAGGGCAGGGAUCUGCUGGUGAUUGAGUUCAGCAGCAACCCAGGACAGCACGAGCUCUUGGAGCCAGAGAUCAAACUGGUUGCCAACAUGCAUGGCAACGAGGUGCUGGGCCGCCAGCUGCUCAUAUACCUGGCCCAGUAUCUGUGUUCAGAGUACAUUCUGGGGAACCAACGCAUUCAGACCAUCAUCAACACCACCCGCAUCCACAUGCUGGCCUCCAUGAAUCCAGACGGCUAUGAGCUGGCCGCCUCAGAGGUAGAGGAUAACAAUGACCCGGAGCUCAGCAACCAGGAAGGUCACUUGUUGAACGGUUGGACCAACGGACGGACCAACGCCCAGAAUCUUGACCUCAACCGCAAUUUUCCCGACCUCACCUCCAUGUUCUACAGGAACCGCCGCAGCCGCCACUACCGCAUUGACCACGUCCCAAUCCCCGAUGCCUACUGGUUUGGCAAGGUGGCGCCAGAGACCUAUGCAGUGAUGAAGUGGAUCAGGUCUCUGCCCUUCGUUCAGUCUGCCAGCCUCCACGGGGGGGAUCUGGUGGUCUCCUACCCCUUCGACUUCUCCAGACACCCACACGAAGAGAGGAUGUUCUCUCCCACUCCAGAUGAACAGGUGAUGAAGCAGCUGGCUCGUACCUACGCAGACGCCCAUGAAACCAUGUCAAACAACGACACAGAGCGGUGUGGGGCCAACUUUUACCGGACAAGGGGCAUCAUCAAUGGGGCGCUGUGGUACAGCUUUGCUGGUGGUAUGUCAGACUUCAACUACUUGCACACUAACUGUCUGGAGAUCACUGUGGAGCUCGGCUGUGACAAAUUCCCUGCAGAGGUCGAGCUUUACCCAGAGUGGAAGAGGAAUAAGGAAGCUCUGCUCAGUUUUAUGGAGUCUGUCCAUCGAGGGAUAAAGGGAGUCGUUACAGAUGGUCAUGGAAAUGGGAUAAAAGGUGCAACUAUCUCUGUCAGGGGGAUUAGGAAAGAUGUCACCACAGCUGAAGAUGGAGACUACUGGCGGCUGCUGAACCCCGGUACUCACAUCCUGACAGCCACAGCCAAAGGCUACUCCAGGGUCAGUAAGAGGGUCUAUCUGCCUCACAGCAUGAACAAGGCUGGACGCGUCGACUUUGUCCUGGCGAAGGUUCCCAUAGAGCCUGAUAUCGACGACCACCUCUUCCCCACAGUAGACACAUGGGACCGAUUCGACCCAUACAACCAGUUUGAGCGCUACAGCGAUGUAAGAGAGAGAGGCAUAGAACGGGAGGAAAAACCAUGGUGGUGGACCUACUUCUCCCAGUCUGGCAUCUCACCUCCAAACUGGCUGCUGCGGAGUGUCUAGACGCAUUAGAGGGCAAUAAAGAUCCCAGCAUAUCACUGCAAGACUGGUGAUGGAUGGUCCCACAAUCCGGUCCCACUGGUGCUCUCACAGAGGCGUCUGUGUAGCAGGAGCUGUGAUACUAAAAUCAGCAGUGCCUAAAUAGGUUUCAGUGCUUCCUGGAAGGAUGUGAAUUUUUUUUUUUUCUUCCACCAGGCAACCAAUUUGAUUCUGGCCUGUAAGCGGAGUUUGGGCCAAUAUUGCUUUGCAGCUGCAUUUGACUUGUUUUAAGUAAAAAGGAAAAUAUCACUGGGAAAUAAAGGAUUUAUGGAUGCCUCAAUUGUCCAACUUUUAAAGAUGUUCACAGUGAAAAAUAAUUGUAUGCACUUAUUUGAAUAUUGUGAUUGCAAAUUACAAUUUCACAUGUGAUGGCAGCUGCAUAAAACGUCUUUGCACAUUUUUAAGAAUUGAGUUGGGUACAAAUUUUAUGCAGAUUUGACAGUGUUUUAUCAUUACAUUCCACAGGUUAUUUCAUUGUAUGUUUUAGAAAAGUCUUUUAACAUUAUACACGGCAUAAGUGCAACAGUCAAAAUUUGCUGGACCUGUAACAGCACUGCAUAUUGCGCACCACAUUUUAAGCUUGGAGUAGCAGCAAUACUGUGCCAAUUGUGAACAACAGAAAUAUCUUGCUUUGUUUGUUUUUUCACAAGCAUAAAAAAUAAAUAUGAAA